Molecule: messenger RNA, 5255 nt
Organism: Lonchura striata (white-rumped munia)
Lineage: Eukaryota; Metazoa; Chordata; Aves; Passeriformes; Estrildidae
Source: RefSeq, a predicted model, not a curated record
UGUUUCCUGUUCCCCCUCCCCUUCUGUCAUGAUUGCUCUGAGAUCCUCUGCCCUCAUCCUGGGCUCUUGCUAUGCUGUGUUACUCUGCCUGUCUGGUUUUAUGAAUCCUGACCUGCUGCCUCAGUGUUACUACAUAAAAAAUUAUACAGAUGGGUAGAGAAGAGUUCACAUCAGGUUGCUUCAGUUCUUUAUAAUUUUGAGGUACUUGCAGCCCUGACCUUCUCCAUUUGUCCAGAACCAAGAAUGAGGGAGUGAAGCUGGUGAGGUUUACAUUUACAGAAGAGAGCUUGUAAGUGGCUGUAAGAGCAUCUUCUAGUACUAUGGAACUAACUAUUUCCCCUAGAGCAGGAAAGGUGUUGAAUAAGUUUUUUUGUCCUCUGUCAGUUUACAAUGUGCAGUAAGGUAUCAGGCCAAAAUCCAUUCUACCAUGUGAUGUUACCACCAUUGCCCUUCAGCAUCUUGUACUGGAGACCAAAGCAAGUAGUGGUAGAGCUGCACUUGUCCAUCAUCUGAUUUGGAGUAAAGCUUUGGAAGCAGUCCAAUGUGGUUUACUGCACAUUGUAAUUAAUUUUCAGAUAAUGCCUAGAAUAAUAACAACAAAUGAGUAACCACCUAACUGGAUACAAAAACAUUUUUCCCAUCUUGACAACAGAACAACAGCAAUAUGCUUAUAACAGUGGUCCCUGACUAGCCUAUCAAAUCUGAUUAGUCAUAAGACAUUAUUUUAAUUAAACCUUCUUUGGGAAGAGGGUGAUGAAAUGUGGCUGGCAGCCUGUUCUUGUGUUACUGUGCAUAGUGCUUAACAGUUUUGUUUGCUGACAAAUGGCUUCUGAAGUAAUGUUGUCUUUAUAAGUGCACACUCACAGUGCAUCAGCAAGACCUGUGUGAUAUAAACUCAAAUGCUUUGUGAAUCUAAAGUGACUGGCUCUUGAAAUGAUCCAUUUAAUGACUAGCUUGCUGCUGAUGUGCCUUGGCUAGUUCUGUGGUUAAUUAAGCUGUUGCAUAUGGCAGAGGAAUUAUUUUUCUCACUGCAUCUUGAAGUUAAUGCAGACACCUGGUCAGCAUUAGGAUUUUACUAUCAGAUUGUCAGCAAAAGCAAGGUAAAUAUAUCUUAUGUGGGGUGGCACUGAGACUUGAUGCAGUUGUGGCGUCAUAGGCUACUGCAGUCUAUCUGCAGCUUUCUUGGAAGUGGGAUGUGCAGUUUUGUCUUGUUGGGAUUUAUAUGCAUUACCAUUUGUGUCCCUGGAGCAGUAACUGAUAGUAACUGGUGCUGCCUUGAGCAAACACCCUUAUCAAUUGAAGUUGGCAAAGUGAGGAGGUUACUUUCUCUAAUCAGAAGUUUUUGGAAUCCUCUAAAAAAAAAAGGAAUUCCUUUUUAGUCUGAGGUAGUAACUAGAAAAAAGAACUUUGAGAAAUUAAAUGAAGUGUGUGGAGGUCUUGUCCAGGUUAAGUGGAGAGUGGGCAGUGCUUGCACAGUGCCACGCAGUCUUCAGUGACAAACAGGGGACUGGUUGAGGGUGUGAGGGCUGUAUGAAUUAUGUGUCACCUGGCUUUUUUACUAAAAACAAAUCCAGUAUUUGACCUAAUUGCUACUCUCACACAGAGGAACUACCAACACAACAACUUGCCUGGCAGUGAAACCUGGGUCUGAAAGUGCAGCUAUUUCAUGUGCUGUUGUCUGCAGUCUGGGCACUGGGACCGGUUCUAGAUGGCUUCUAAGAAGUUGGGAUCCGACUCUCAUGGGCCUUUCAGUUACCUUGAUGAUGUCCCAUUUAAGAUAGGAGACAAGUUCAAAACGCCAGCAAAGGUUGGAUUACCCAUUGGUUUCUGUCUAUCUGAUUCUUCUCAACUUGUCAGAGAAGCCCAGUAUGACUUCUCACUGGAAAAGAAAACAAUCGAGUGGGCUGAAGACAUCAAAAAAAUUCAGGCUGCCCAGAGACAAGCUGAACACAAGGCAGAAGACGCUCUAGCAAACUCAAAAGCAGCUCCAGAGGACAACACCAAGAUGGGGUUCUCAGAGGGACCUUGCCUUGAAGCCAUGCCUCCUCCUAUUAACCCCAUCCUUGCUAGCCUGCAGCACAAUAAUAUUCUGACUCCUACCCCAGCAAACACCAGCUCUGUGAAGCAAAAGGUCCUCAGUCCACCUCACCCAAAGGCAGAUUUCAACCCAGCUGAUUUUGAAUGUGAAGAAGACCCUUUUGACAAACUGGAAUUAAAAACUAUAGAUGAUAAGGAGGAAUUAAAAAAUAUCCUUGAAAUUCAUGUUGGUACUACUGGGCCAAUUGUUGCCCAGCUGUUAGAUAAUACAUUGCCUAAAGGAGGGUCUGAGUCUGUGUUGCAAGAUGAGGAAGUUCUGGCAUCCAUAGAAAAGGCCACGUUGGACUUCAAACCCCUUCACAAACCAAAUGGCUUUAUCACUUUACCACAGUUGGGAAACUGUGAAAAGAUGUCCUUGUCUUCCAAAGUGUCCCUUUCCCCCAUCACUUCAGUGAGCAAUAUCAAAUCCCUGUCAUUCCCUAAGCUUGACUCCGAUGAGGGUGAUCAGAAAUCAUCAAAGCUCACAAGCACUUUCCACAGCACUACCUGUCUCCGCAAUGGCACUUUGCUCGGCUCUUUGCAGACCUGUGCUCAGAGCAAAGCCAGUGAACUGAAUGGACACCAUAUGCUUGGUCUUUCCGCUCUAAAUGAGGACAGUGGCAGGGAGACAGUAUCCUCUUCAUCCAGGCUGUCUUCCCUAGCUGUUUCGACUGUUUGUACAGAAGAAGAAUCAUCUCAAAGCACAUCAACUACGCAGGUACACCCAGACUACCAGGAAACAGAAAUCCCUGUGGUAACACACCAAAACUUUGCAGUGUCUAAAGUGUCCAACAGCAGCAGCUGCAUGAAGUGGCCAGGCGGUCUCGCGGCCGAGCUGCAGCGGGGCCUCUCCCCCAGUGAGAGGCACUGUGUGGAGACUGUGGUCAACAUGGGCUACUCACCUGAGAAUGUCCUGAAAGCCAUGAAGAAGAAAGGACAGAACAUAGAUCAGGUUUUGGAUUACCUGUUUGCACAUGGACAGCUUUGUGAGAAGGGCUUUGAUCCACUUCUUGUUGAAGCAGCUUUGGAAAUGCACCAGUGUUCAGAGGAGAAGAUCACAGAGCUUCUCCAAUUAAUGAGUCAAUUUAAAGAAAUGGGCUUUGAACUCAAAGACAUUACGGAGGUCUUAUUAUUACACAACAAUGACCGACACAAUGCUUUGGAAGAUCUAAUGGCCCGUGCAGGAGCCAGCUGAAGACACAUUCCUGGAUUCUUGGCGUGCAACGGAGCAGGACCAGCCCUGCCACCUUCACAUCCAGUGUGACUUGCUCUCAGCUUUUUGCAUAGAAGGGAGAGUGACUGAGAAGCCUGCCUGCGUGCAUCACUUCAGCAUUUCUCUUUCCAAUGAGGGCCAACUUUGCUUCUUAAAUUAAAGUGUCCUUUCCUAAGUUUCCUUUUUCCAGCUUGGCCAUGGAAAGUUGAGACUGCCCAGCCUUGACUGGAAUUGUACAUAGGUAGAGAUGGAGUGGUUCCCCCCUCGUUGUUGCACUGGAGUUGGACAGAAGAAUAUUAAGUUGGUUCUGAAACUAGGAUGCUUUGGUUCUUUGAAGCUGCUCUCCUGGUGUCUUGUCUGCUUGUACUGAAUUACUUGACUGUGUCACAGUCCAGAUUACCUGGUUAAAUUUGACCUUUAGUGCAAUGGAGUUUUAUUUUUUGGUUGAAAGUUAGUCUGUAACUUAGUAAAACACUGGUUCAGAAACUGUCACUAUGCAUAAAGAGAGAACCUUGUUUUUUUUGUCCUCUUGGAUUUUGUUUUUUACCCAUGCAUCCAACACUUCUGCCAGACAUGAGUGUCCAAUGCUGAGUGGUAAGGUUCCCUUGAAGCAGGUAAGCUGGACCUGCCAACUUGUGUUGGUUCUUGAAGCUGAAGGCAGAGAGCUGGGGUUCAGUAUUUUUAAUCUCCCGGGCUUGUAGGAUAUUUAAGACAAUGCCCUAUUAGAAAGUCAGUUAAUAUUUUUGUUUUAAAUAAUACACAGUGUAAUGCAGGAGGUUUCUUUCAAGCACUUUCUUUAAAACAAAUAUACUCACUGCAUUAGUUCCAUUUUUCACACUGCUAUAGAAUGACAUAAUAAUAUCUAGUACUACAAAUCAGAUUUGGGGUUGUUUUUGAUAGUUCAAAGUAUUACGUUUGUACAUUGAUCAAGUUUAUAUACAUGAAAUAUCAGCAGUCUUGAGGAAUCUCUAAUUUGCUAAAUAUUUUGAUUCUGCAGAAGAACAACUAAUAAAACCCUGAAACAUAACUCCUAGUGUCAUGGUUCCCAUCUCUCAUGCUCUUUGGCUUCAGCAGACGGGGACCUUGCUGGAUCCUGCCUGCCCAGGUGCUGCCAGCUCCUGUUGGAACAAGUGAGCACUAUUGGGCAGAACAACCAGAGGUCUCUGGGCUGCAGCUGCAGUGGUAGAAGGUAGAAGCUGCUGUGCUUCUCUGUGGCUUAUUUUUUGGUUUGUGGCAAAACCCCAGCCUAGGGAUCAAAACUCAUGUUAGAGCCUGGAGCUGGAGGGUUGGACUGCUGGAGGGCAAAAUGUCUCAGCUCAUUGCAUCAGUGUAGGUUUUUCAGUAGUAGGUUUCAGCUCAUCCGGACUCCAAAGGAGAUGACAUUUGUCUCUAUUGUGUUGUUAACUUUCUAUGACCAAAACAUCUAACUUGGGCCCAGUGUGCACUCCUGGAAUUCUCUGUGGGGUGCCCAACUGUGUGAAUUAAAUGUUUACUCAAAAUGAUGCAAGAGAGAGAUCUGCUGGCAAGUAUCUAGGAUUUGUGGAGAGGGAUAAUGAGGUUGCCUUGCACAUACCCCGUAGUGUUGACCUUCACCAUUUUCUAGUGGAGGAGCUGAAAUAAAGAUUGUCUAAGAAGGACAUUCAGCAGCUGGUGGGACAGCAGCUGCUGCUUCUCUGAGUGCAGGUAAUGAAUGCCCAGCUUUUCUUCCUUCCCAGGUGAGAAAUGCAACAGUGAAGUGAGGAAAUGGGGUUCCUGAUUAACUGGAAAACCUUGAAAACAAAACUCAAACUGCUUUACCAUCGCUGCUGUGAGCAUUUGGUUGUGUUGCUUGUUCUGGUUUUCUCAGAAUUGCUACCCCAGUGAGUCCCUGUCUGGUACCAGGUGGUCCUGAAGGGGCAUGAAGUCUUGGCCAGCAAAGAAAUAACUAUUUAGAGCAAACCUCUGAAUAAAAUAAUUUCUGAUUGUA